This is a messenger RNA of Fulvia fulva, 219 nucleotides long. RefSeq lists its product as uncharacterized. The record is from RefSeq and is a predicted model, not a curated record. Bases 1 to 219 code for a protein of 72 amino acids. Lineage: Eukaryota; Fungi; Ascomycota; Dothideomycetes; Mycosphaerellales; Mycosphaerellaceae. The transcript has a single exon.
AUGACCUUGUGCAAAUACCAAGAGCAGGACGACAAGUUCAAGGCCCGCCAACCAUCUUCAGUCAAGUGGCAGAUCAUUCACCCUGCGAUGGGCCCGGUGUACAUGGACACUGACCCGCUCGAAGAGAACUAUAUCAGUAACGCAAGGGAUGCGCGGAUGGCCUGUGCUGCGCUUCAGGAAAUGCUGUAUUCCUGGCAGCAAGGGUAUCUAGAAGAUUAG